UGCAAAAGCGCUCUCCCAUGUUGAGUAGCGGAGAGGACUCGCCACAGCCAAAGAGCGCUCUGCUGUCAGAGCGAAAGUGUCAGAGUUGCGGGAGCUCAGAAAGUGCAUGUGGCUGCGUUCGUCAGUGGUCAGCGCCGCGUACAAGAGGAGUAGGAGCUGGAGAAACAUUUCAGAAUCCAGUCGAGGUGACCUAUAGAAAAACUACGCUCAGGAAAACAGGAGGCUAUUGUCAGGAAAGGUGCAACGAAAUAUUUAAAUAGACUUGUGAGCAAUGCACUGGCAGCAUGGCCAGAUGGUUCAGGGAACACCUAGGAUUCAAAACUACCAAAGCACCACCUCCGGCGCCCCCGAAACCAGACUACAGACAUUGUCACGCCGCUGUGACCGGUACGCCUGGCUACCAACAACCAAGCUCCGGGGCCACAUCUCUCUAUCCAAGCCCUGCACAGCCGGACAUUCUUGCUGCUUACAAACUCCAAAAGGAACUGGACUUCGAAGAUCCGUACACGGGAGGAGGAAAUAUUUCGUUUGGAACUGGUUUGGGCUCUGGGGGGUCGCCGGACAUAAAGUAUGUGUCACCAAAGCACCGGCUUAUAAAGGUGGAAACAAUCGAGAAAAGCAACUCUGCUCCGGGCAGCGGUAUUGUAGCCCAAGCUGUUGCUGUUGGGAACGUUAAAUCUCCCACGUCACCGCCUCCUGAAAAUGAGAAUAAAGAAAAGCUCAUUAUCCUUGAUGACUAUGCAGACCCGUUUGAUGCGGAGCAGGACGGGGGGACCCAGGCUACCACGGAGAAGGUGACCCAGACCAGCACAGAGAACGAUGGCUACAUGGAGCCCUAUGAGGCCCAGAAGAUGAUGGCAGAGAUCCGCGGUGGCCGGGGGCCUAAGGAGGGGUCACUGAGGUCGCUGCCCCUGUACGACACGCCCUACGAGCCAGCUGAGAACGGAGGGGAUUCAGACGGCGAGCGUCCCCGCUGUCCCAGAGAGAGUCGGCUGCCGCAGGACGACGAGAGGCCCCCGGAGGAGUACGACCAGCCCUGGGAGUGGAAGAAAGAGCGCAUCUCCAAGGCUUUCGCAGCUCUGCUCUGUUCUGACUGCAUUAGCUACAAGGGCUCUGUAAGUGGCAGUGGAUCAGACCCAGAGACAAGGAUGGACAACACCUCUAAAUCCCUCACAGUCCAGUUUGAAGGGGUGGAGAAGUCCAGAAUGUCGCCCACCAAGGAGGGAAAAGGAGGGCGUCCGCCUCGCAUCCACUCCAGUUGCUGUCUGGUCAACACCAAGAUGAGCUCUCUGGACCACUGCAGUGCUGCUCUGGGGGAACGCAUUGACCCCUCCAUGUCCCUGGAGAGCCAAUUCUGGUACCAUGGAGCGAUCAGCAGGACGGAUGCGGAGUCUCUGCUGAGGCUGUGUAAAGAGGCCAGCUACCUGGUGAGGAACAGUGAGACCAGCAAGAACGACUUCUCCCUCUCACUCAAGAGCAGCCAGGGCUUCAUGCACAUGAAGCUGUCGAGGACGAAGGAGAACAAGUACAUCCUGGGUCAGAACAGCUGUCCCUUCGACAGUGUCCCCGAGAUCAUCCACUUCUACUCCAGCCGCAAGCUGCCCAUCAAGGGGGCCGAGCACAUGUCCCUGCUCUACCCCGUGGCCAUCAGGACACUAUAGUGACACGUCCUUCCCCAAAGGUCACACAGGGGUCAGGGGUCAGAUGCCCUCUCCUGCCACCUCCCAUGGGAAACCCUGUCGCUCUGCCUAUCUCCUUCUGUCUGAUUGGUCUGAAGGACAGAGUUCAAGUUGGCGGAGGAGGCAGGGAUGAUGAUGAUGAUAACACAGCUCACCUGUCAUCACCCACCUGAUCCCAGACCAGCUAUUAACUUUUUGUUUGUAUUUGCGACAACAUUAUCAUUGCAUUAUUGACUGACACAUUAUCUGCUGACAAGCAUUGUUUCACGGAUCCCACAGCUGCUUCCUCAACAGUACCACUCUGUACCAAUCUCCUCCACACAAGACCUGUUCAUAUUGGAUUUGGCUCCAUGUUAUGCUGAAAGUGUUUAUUUAGUCAGGGGAAGCUAAAGAUUGUAAUGUCCUUCAUAAAGGAAGCAGGCAAGGCACAUUAAUGUAUUGGAGUUGGGUUAUAUAUGGGCACUCUACAGUGGCCGGCAAACUCAAUAAACCUGCCCUGUGUGAAUACUUUCCCCGUCAGUGCAGUUUAGUGUUUAAGUGCUGUACGGUCUACAGACUGACGUCUCUGUCUAUUCCUGGGACUGUAAUUUCUGAUAUCCUUCACCACGGGUGUCCCAUUGGUAGGACAGUGUAAGUACAGCUCUGGUUUGACAGUCAGCAGACUGAUAGAUGGAUCACUAUGUUACACAGCAGUAGCACCAUUGGCUAAAUGAGCCAGAGAUGGGCGCCUAGUAUCAAAAUGGGCUAAAUUACCUUCCCAAUCCCCCAUCGUAGAAUAUCUUUGCAUGGGUAGAAUGGAAUAUGCCUGCAUUGUCUACCUCAGAAAAUCAAAUUCAUUUGUGAAUCUGCAGAUCAAUAGGUACAAUGGGAUUGCAGAUAUUGAUCCAACCCCCACCAUGCGACUCCGAUUCCCAACAAAUUGCAUCUAUGGUUUAAGAAUACGUUUUUGCAUAAACCAGUCAAUCAGAUAAUGUUUUUGGGUUCUUUUUUUAAAACUACAUUUUACAGAUCAGCAUUUGUAUGUAUAGUCACUAUGAAAUUGUGUGAUGUCAGUAACAAAUGUUUGGUUAAUGCCUUAUAAUGCAUGGGUUGAAUCAGUCGGAUUAGAUCUGCUGAUUUCUAGAGUUCUGCUUCUUUCAACGAUUGUUCUGUGACUGUAAUUUAUUCUGGGGUAAUUCUUCUUAUUACAGAUGUGUUACUCCUCUCUGUGAAGGCCUGCCUCGUGGCAUCCGGCCCUCACUAUUCUCUGCCAUGUGAUCGUGUUUGCGCAGAGCUUGAAUACCCCGGGCCUGGCCUCAUAUACUGUGGUGCUUCGCUUUGUGUUUUAGUCAGUUCUGCUUCAUGUGUCCAACUGCCUCUGUGGCCUGACUCUGACUCUGAGACACUGAUGAGUAAUGGUGUCUCGUGACCAAUGGGAUUGUCAAGCCUCACAUAAAGACUGUCUGUAAAAGCCCCAUGGACCAAUCGGAGGACUCCAUUUUCCUGGAUGAACUCAGACCUCCAGUCUGUCAUAAGCCAUCUAUUUGUUGGAAUUAUUUAAUACACACCUCAAAAUUG
Salmo salar (Atlantic salmon) is the source of this 3236-nucleotide messenger RNA. Its product is annotated as SH2 domain-containing adapter protein F. The record is from RefSeq and is a predicted model, not a curated record. Gene Ontology annotation, molecular function: phosphotyrosine residue binding. Lineage: Eukaryota; Metazoa; Chordata; Actinopteri; Salmoniformes; Salmonidae.